Molecule: messenger RNA, 513 nt
Organism: Penicillium arizonense
Lineage: Eukaryota; Fungi; Ascomycota; Eurotiomycetes; Eurotiales; Aspergillaceae
Exons: 3
Coding region: 1-513 (170 amino acids)
Source: RefSeq, a predicted model, not a curated record
AUGCCCUUCACCGAGUUCGUCGUCCCAACAUUGAAGACAGAUCCCGUAACGGAAGCAACAUUCACCACCGAGAUCGCACCCAUUCUCAUCACAAUCCUUGAAACACAUGCCACUCCUCCCAAGUCCAAAUACUUCGGGAAGAUUCUCCUCGAGAAUGGCAAUGAUGUGUCGGGGGACUUCAGACUUUGCGUUGGGCUUGAGUGGGAAGACGCCUCGCAUUUCAACACCUUUGUCGCAUCAGACAAUUUCCAGAACUUCAAAUCCAUCGUGAAGCCUCACUCUGUUGCACCGCCAGUCCCACAGCUAUAUAACACGGAUUUCGGGCCGAGUGAGGUGUUUGGGAGUGCAUUGACGGAGGUGUGGCAGGUGAAGAUCGGGGAGGGGGAUGAGAAAGUAGUGGAGGCCAAGGGGACGUGGGAGAAGUUUGUUAGUGCGGUUGCAGAGGCGGGUGGUGUGAAUGAGAAUGGCGAUAGUAUUCAAGGGACGAGUCUAAAUCUAGAGGAGAAGAGAUGA